GUCGGGCGGGUCGUAGGGCAGCAGCACGCAAUCUGUCAUCACGUGAGCGGUCACAAUGGUUUCUGAUGGUCCUGUCGUCGACGAACAGCGUCGUCCAGCCUGCGAGAUCCUCUGAAGUCUCCUCGGUGGAAAGCCGACCUGGCGCCCGAUCGCGCAACAUCGAGGACGAUAACGACGAGGAGGAGGCUUAGCUAUCUCUCACUGGUUUAUUAGAACUUCAGUAGCAAAACACAUUAUUCAUGAUGACGGAAUAUUGGCUGAUUUCCGCGCCGGGAGACAAAACCUGUCAGCAGACGUGGGAAACUAUGAACAAUUUAACAUCCAAGCAGCACUCUCUAUCGGUGAACUACAAAUUUCAUAUCCCGGAUCUGAAGGUCGGAACGUUGGAUCAGUUGGUUGGUUUGUCAGAUGACCUAGGCAAACUUGAUGGAUACGUGGAGCAAGUAACGCGCAAAGUGGCGACGUAUUUGGGUGAGGUUCUGGAGGACCAGAGGGACAAGCUACACGAGAACCUGAUGGCCAACAAUAGUCAAACAUCAAUGGAUGGGGAGAGCUCGAGCCCCGAAGGGGGUCCGGACACCCCGCCAAACACCCCUGUUACACCAUCACCCAAGACUACGAUGGAGCAUCACAGGCAGUGGAGGGAAUUGGACAAGUCCGAACCAGAGCCGGCCGCCUUUUUAGGUGAUCUGCCAUCAUAUAUAACUCGAUUCCAGUGGGACAUGGCUAAAUACCCCAUCAAACAAUCUUUGAGGAACAUUGCGGAUAUUAUCAGUAAACAAGUGGGACAGAUUGAUGCUGAUCUAAAAACUAAAUCCACGAUAUAUAACAAUUUGAAAGGCAGCUUACAAAAUUUAGAAAAGAAACAGACGGGGAGUUUAUUAACGCGAAAUUUAGCAGACUUAGUAAAAAAAGAACACUUUAUUCUGGACAGCGAAUAUUUAACUACUUUGCUCGUCAUUGUACCGAAAUCCAACUUUCAGGAAUGGUACGGUUGUUAUGAAAAACUGACAGAUAUGAUUGUACCGCGCAGUACACAACUUAUUACUCAGGAUUCUGAAUACGGAUUAUUCACGGUUACUUUAUUUAAAAAAGUAAUGGAUGAGUUUAAACUGCACUCUCGUGAAAAGAAGUUUAUUGUGCGAGAUUUUAUAUAUAAUGAAGAGGAAUUAGCAGCAGGAAAGAAUGAAAUUACAAAGUUGGUAACUGAUAAAAAGAAGCAAUUUGGACCACUUGUCCGUUGGUUGAAAGUGAAUUUUAGUGAAUGUUUUUGUGCUUGGAUUCAUGUUAAAGCUUUGCGUGUAUUUGUUGAAUCCGUUCUUAGAUAUGGCUUACCUGUCAAUUUCCAAGCAAUAUUAUUGCACCCGCAUAAGAAAUGCGCGAGGAGAUUACGUGACGCUCUAAAUCAGCUUUAUGCUCACUUAGAUUCAUCUGCUACCGCUUCAACAGCGCACAAUCAAGAUAAUGUGGAUAUACCAGGACUAGGUUUUGGCCAAAGUGAUUACUUCCCGUAUGUCUAUUACAAAAUCAACGUAGAUAUGGUUGAUAGUAAGGUCUAAUUAGAGUCUGCUUUUUUCUCCUGAACGUCGUACUUCCUUUUAUUUAUCCAGAUGAUAUAAUUCUAUUACAUCAGGAAUCUAGUGGCAGAAAUAGUUAUUUUUCUAAAUCGAUGAAAUUAGAACGAUGUAUAAACUGUAAUAUUGCUCGGAACUGUGCAUAAGAGUUUAUGCAUUCCCUUAUACAUAUUGCCCUCAAGUAUUAAAUAUAAAUCAAGUGAAGUUAUAGACGAUAAUAAGGAUUCUCAGGCAAAUACCAUCAAUUGUAUGCUUUCGACUUGUAUGUCUUCUUGAUAUACUUGGAAACAGCACAACAUGUUUUACACGUUAUUGUGACAUAAAAAUGUAUAGCGUUUCUAAGUAGAAUUGCCACGAAGCAAUCUUAUUAUUCAUUAAUCUGUUAAAUAUAAAAGUAAAGAGCUGAUCUUUCCAUUAAUGUAUAAAAGAUCAAGACUUAUGAAGAAAAAAUAUAUACACACAUCUUGUUACAUCAUGUAAAAAGCAUUCACACCAAGUGUGUCAUGUGAAUAUUUAACAAAUUGUUAACCACAGUUUAGAAAAAAUGGAUAUCUUAUUGUUGAAUAUUAAGAGAAGUUUCAUGUAAUGUAUUCUUAUAGUAUAUUUUAUUGCUUCAAACAAAUUUAUGAACUACAAAAACACAUUUCAUACGCGCGUAAUAUUUGCAGAUUAUAUUACGUAUUGUCUGUAAUUGUCAUGUUAUCAUGAAAGUAUAAGAAUUUUAAUAUAUUAC
This is a messenger RNA of Mycetomoellerius zeteki, 2307 nucleotides long. RefSeq names its product V-type proton ATPase subunit Vha44 (gene Vha44). Gene Ontology annotation, biological process: proton transmembrane transport. NCBI's taxonomy places the organism in Eukaryota, Metazoa, Arthropoda, Insecta, Hymenoptera, Formicidae. Bases 240 to 1559 code for a protein of 439 amino acids. Gene Ontology annotation, cellular component: vacuolar proton-transporting V-type ATPase, V1 domain; lysosomal membrane. The transcript is spliced from 10 exons. Gene Ontology annotation, molecular function: proton-transporting ATPase activity, rotational mechanism. The record is from RefSeq and is a predicted model, not a curated record.